Messenger RNA from Ilex paraguariensis (yerba mate), 333 nucleotides. The record is from the annotation of a GenBank genome assembly. NCBI's taxonomy places the organism in Eukaryota, Viridiplantae, Streptophyta, Magnoliopsida, Aquifoliales, Aquifoliaceae.
AUGGUGCUCCCUUUUGCUGGCUUAUUGCCAGAGGGUAGAGGAACCAUGAUUUCAUGCCAGGUUGAUACUAGGCAUUCUGAGGGAUAUGUUGUUCUCAAUUUUACUGUUGUUUUCAUUACUACUUUCGAAUUGUUGUUGAACAAAAUUUUCUCACUUGCUUUUUGUAUUGCUACAUUUACAUUCUCUUUUCUUGAUAAAGGGAAAAGGAUUAUGGUAGUAGGGAAGGGUGCACACUGUGUUACUGGCUUGCACUGUGUUACUGGUUUGCACUGUCUUGGAGUCUGGAUGAUAAUUUCUGUAUGGAUGGUGACUUCAUCGUUUUUCUUCGUUUAA